GGCGGAGCAAAGUGCGGCUGCGUGGUCGGAGCGGAGCUGAGGGAGCUGCUUUUUCAUUGAUCAAAAGAAGUGAAGUUAGAGGAGAAACAAACUAAAGCAUCGAUCCAACAUCUCUACCAACGUUCGUAUCGAUACUUGGAUCGAUCACCCACCCUGAUCUCCUGGAUGUGACCUGAGAACAGCGCUAAUCUGUCUGUGGGCUCAGCUACAGCUGAUCAUCAGGAGGAGGAGAGUCUGACGGAGCAGCAGAGGAACAUUUUCAGCCUCUACAGAGGAAACAAUGAGUUCAACACAACAGGACCAACAUGGACUGAGAAGUCAGUGCUCUCAGGAGGCUGACAAAGCUCACACAGAGAAGAGAGAAAAAGAAUACACCUGUGAUGAGUGUGGGACGGGCUUUAGUAGUAAGGGCUCAUUAAAAAAACAUCAAUUCAUCCACACUGGAGAGAGACCCUUUAAUUGUGACUUGUGUGGAAAGUCUUUUACCCAGGCUGCAGGCUUAAAAAAGCAUCAACUCAUUCACAGUGGAGAGAAACCAUACAGCUGUGACCAGUGUGGCAAAGCCUUUUCUCUUAUUACCACCUUACGGCAGCAUCAAGUUACCCACUCUGGAAUUAAAGCAUACAGCUGUGACAUUUGUGGAAAAACUUUUACCCGCAUAGGGAACCGAGACAGACACCUACGCAUUCACACUGGACACAAUGCUUACUGCUGUGAUCAGUGUGGCAGAAAGUGUGCAGCAUACUCAGAUUUACGCCGUCAUAUAUUGACCCACAGUGAAGAGAGACCUUAUCACUGUGACCUGUGUGAUAAGACUUUUAAAGAUCCACAUACCCUGAAAGGACACCAACAGAUCCACAGCAGAAAGAGACUCUACAAGUGCAGUUACUGUGAGAAGCAGAGCCACACAGAUGGAUCCAGUUCUCAGUCCUGUCGUCGCUGUGGUGGUGGGAAAGCGUUUCGCUGUGACCUUUGUGGGAAAACCUUCAAUCAUCAGCAGAACCUACAAAGACAUCAGCGUAGACACACUGGACACAAACUGAACUACUGCAAAGAAUGUGGGAGAAGCUUCCCCACAGCAAGUGAAUUAAAAAAACAUGAACUCAUCCACAGUGGGGUUAAAAAUCACGUCUGUGACCAGUGUGGGUCAUCCUUCAUCACUGCAGGUCAGCUUAAAGUACAUAAACGAGUCCACACAGGAGAGAAACCAUACAAGUGCAGACACUGUGAGAAAAGCUUCUCAUGUUCAGGUAAUCGUAACGAUCAUGAAGGUACACAUAUUGAAGGGAACUACAGGUGUGACCAUUGUAACAAGAGCUUCAAGAAUCUCAGUUCAUACUCCUACCACAAACGAUACCACGCUGCAAAGAAACUGUUUCACUGUUACCAAUGUGCGAAAACAUUCACUUCAUUAUCUGCUCUGUCCAAACAUCAGCGUGAUCAUGCAGAGCUGAAAUCAUUCCCAUCAUUGGAUCACAGUGAAUCUGCAGACACACAAAGAUCCUCUUCUGGUUGCAGGGUCAAACUUAAAAACCUUGAGAUCCGGCUCCACAGAAUUCCGAUGGAAUCUCCUGUAAAGAAUGUCAGCUAAUGUUACACUUGGAUCUGAUGAGGUAGCUCUGAUUUCUGGACUUGCAGAGAAUAAUCCUGAAUCUGACAUUUAGGAAGCUGCAAGUACAGAUAUAUACAUCAAGGUUUUUCUUUUUCUUUGAGGAAUUUUAUUAAUCCUUUAAAAUGUUAUCCCAGAUUUUCCAGUUCAAUUUUAAUUAUUUCAGAAACAGUAGUAUUUAGUAGUAGUACUUGUAUUAUAGAAAUUUCUUUUCUAUUAUAGUAUCUGAUACGCCUGUGUUUAAACUUCAUAUAUGGUAUUGUCUGUCACUGUAAGACAUGCAUUAUAGUUGAGGCCCUCUUAGCUGAAACCAUUUCUAGCCAAUCCUAUAGGCAUCAUAAACCAGAUGUUAGAGCCAUAUAAGACUCAGAGAGUAAGGCAGAGAACAACAGAUUGGCAUUAUUGUCCCAGAUGUGCUACUACUGUGUUUAAUAAGCAGCAGCCAUCAAUAACAACAGACAUGUCUCAUUAGAAUUUAAUUAUUAAACUAAAUAUUUCUCACAGGUGAAACUGUCUGUUGUUAUGAAUAUUAUCAGGUCAUUAAUAUCCAUUUAUACCACUACAAUAACUAAGUCAGAGUUGUUCUAGUUUGUUUUUAAUUAAUUUAAAUCUUUCUUUUGUAAUUUUGUAUUUAAUCCAGUUCAGUUUGUUCCAAGUGUAGAUUUAUAUUAUUGUAGGUUUUUCUUUGUUUCCUUUUCAUUAGUUUGUGUUACUUUUCUUUGUAUUGCAGUAAUAUGUGGAAGUGUUGUCAGGAAGAGGACAGAUUUAGGAAGUACAGAGCAGGUAUUACAAUUCAAACACAGCAUCUUUGUGAAUGACUCACAGUGAUGUAGAAAUCCAAGUCUCAGACAUCUGCCCACUGAGUUAGCUUUGAAUCUUUUUAUAAUCCUUUUAAUGCUUUUGAUUUUAGUCAUGGCUGUAAACUUAAACAUGAUCAGCAUUUUAACUCUGACCUAAAGAAUGUGGAAAAGAGACUCGUGGAUCAACAGGAUCUGCAGUCAUUCACUCAAAUAUUUCUCCCACCAGCUGAGUCACAUAUUUCAGUUCCAGGAAGUCUUCACAGACACAGCAUGCAGCGAGUGGAUGGAAAGAUGCUGUGGUAAUCCCUGCUCCUAAAUCCAGUUCUCCCAGGACUCUAAAUGAUUUCACACCAGCUGCUCUGAAAACCUUCCAACAUGAACUAAAACCAUCACCAGGAUGUGAAACAGCAGCUGCUGUGUCUUUAUGUCCAAAAAAGAUGUGAACUGAAGCUGAACUGAGGCUGUACUUCUGUGUAAUACCAAUCUGUACCACAAGAUGGAGCAGUGAGUCAGUGUGACCUUUAUUUAAUCAGACAAAGAAGUCGUUCUUAUUUCCAGGGGCGGCCUGCAGAAGUCAAAGCCUCUUGAGGAAAUGGGGGUGAGGCAGCAAAGAAGGUAAAAACAGCAGCACAUCAGAAACAUCUCAGGAGCUUUUUAAAGUUUCCAGAUGAUCUGUUGUUGUUGGUCAGCUCCAGGACAGUGAGAGCAGCCAUGGCCCAGUCCUCUUGUCUUAAUGCUGUUUAAUGCUUUGUCUGUUACUGCCUUUGCUUUAGUGUGGCAGGCAGUGGCUGAUGUCUCUGUCAGUAAGAAGGCUGGAACACUGACACUGAUGAAGAUGAUGAAGAGCGCCUUGGACCUGUUUGAUUUUUGAGACCAUAAACACAGAUUUUUAUUUCCCAGCAGCCGGAUGAACAAACGAGUGUUUGUCUUCCAUCAUGUAGGGUGGAUUUGUUCUUCUUUUUCCUUCACUGUGUUUGAUUCUGUUUCUGGGAUGUUUGGAAAGGUUUUCAUUUUCACAUGGAUGAGCUGCUGAAUGCAAACCAAAUGUACCUGCAGGAGCAAAUAAACUCACCUGAACCUGAA
Archocentrus centrarchus (flier cichlid) is the source of this 3492-nucleotide messenger RNA. Its product is annotated as zinc finger protein 135-like. Bases 281 to 1591 code for a protein of 436 amino acids. The record is from RefSeq and is a predicted model, not a curated record. Lineage: Eukaryota; Metazoa; Chordata; Actinopteri; Cichliformes; Cichlidae. The transcript has 4 exons.